Cololabis saira (Pacific saury) is the source of this 518-nucleotide messenger RNA. RefSeq names its product merozoite surface protein 2-like. The record is from RefSeq and is a predicted model, not a curated record. Bases 84 to 518 code for a protein of 144 amino acids. Gene Ontology annotation, cellular component: mitochondrion. NCBI's taxonomy places the organism in Eukaryota, Metazoa, Chordata, Actinopteri, Beloniformes, Belonidae. The transcript has 3 exons.
UCCGGUCCCCCGGUGGGUGCACCCCUGUAACCGGUCCGGUCUCCUCCACAUGACUUUCAGCUCCCCUGUCCCCGGUUGUUGCCAUGGAGAUGCGGGACGUGCUGCGCUGGAACACCAGAGCUUCCGCCGUUUACGCGCUGGGAAUCUGGUCGCUGUUCGGCUCGUUCUUCUACCUGCGCUACACGGGCCGCUUCCCGGAUAAACCAGUGAAAGAAGAGGAGGUGAAGGAGGAGGAGGAGGAGAGUGAGAACAGACGCGUCAUCCAAACGGCUCACAGUAAAACCGUCAUCGUCUACAAGAAGGACUUUGUUCCUUACACGACCCGGGUCUACAACUUCCUGCAGUCGCUCACCGACGGGGCUGGAGCCGGGACCGGGUCUGGAACCGGGUCUGGACCUGGACCUGGACCUGGACCUGGACCUGGACCUGGACCUGGACCUGGACCUGGACCUGGAACCGUAGCCGGACCUGGAACCGUAGCCGGACCUGGAACCGGGGCCGGUUCAUCCGGACUUUGA